AUGGAAGAAGAGUAUGGAAAUCCUGGUUCGAGUUCUUCAACCUCUGCAGGACAUAAUCAAUGCGAUUAUGUUGACAAGAGUCUUUCAACUAAUUCGGCUUUUAUCAUUAACAAAAAUAUAACAAAAACUGAAGAAGGGCAUAAGGCCAAUAUUGAUCGUGCUAAGGAGUUAAUGAAAGACUUAAGAGAUCCAUCAAAUUUAAUUAGUUUUAAGUAUUUAGUUGAAGACCUUGAAAUAGAACCUUCUUCUGCACCAUUAUUAAAAUUAUUAGUUGAUGCACUUUUAUUACUUAGUGAUGCUUCUUUAUUUGACGUCAAAUAUUAUACAAGAAAUACUAUUCCACAAUUAGAAUUGCAUCUCCGAACUUUAGUUACCACCUUAGAAGUAGUGUUUUAUUCUCCUACUGUAUUAACUCGUGAAACUCUUGAUAAACUCUAUAGUAAUUUAGACAAUUUUGUUGAUGUUCACUAUCGGGUAACUGAAAUGUUUAACCAAGAUGAAUUUUUACAACGUUUUAAAGAAAGCAUUUUAACUCUUAUUAGUGGUGCUUCUAAAAUACAUUCUGUCACUUCUGGAAAUAUUCCUACUGCACUUGAUAAUUCACUUAUUAAUAAUACUUUACCAGGAAUUAGAAAUGUUUUAAAUUUUAAAUAUCCUAUUGCUUAUUGGUAUCCAGAGUGGCGUAACCUCUUAUUAAUUCAUUAUUCAUUAAAAGCUUUGGCAAGAGGUUCAAAUUUUAACAUUUUACGGUUCUAUAAUGAGGCUUAUAUACUUGAAUCACUUUGGCAACAUGCUUUUAAUCGAGGGUGUGAACAACAAAAACAUGAUGAUAAUUUAACUAUCCUGAAUAAUCAUAAAGCUUUUCGUGAAUUAUGGACUAGAAAAGAGCCAACUGCUCUACCGAACUCUUUAUGGUUUGGCGUAUUAGACCUUGCUCAAAAUUUAAGCCGUCAAACUGUUCAACCUGUCAAUUUAGCUCUUUGUUACUAUUUAGGCUUGGAAUCAUUGCAAAAGUCUCAAUGCUACUAUAUUCAAUUCAAAUCUUUAGAAUUACUUAUUUCUCUAUCUUAUCAGGAGCCUAAGUGGUUUAAAGAUAUAGUACAAGAAGAAAUAGAGAAAUUUAUUGAAGUAUUACCAGUAAAUUCUCAUCUAAAAUUUAAAAACCUAAUUCAUGAUAUAAAUCAAAAGCUUCAACUAAAUAAUGAAUUUUUAGAACAUUUUAGUAUCGAUUAUGAAAAGAAAUCGAUAAUCAAGAACAAUAUGCCAGAUAAAACAUCUAAUCCUUUAUUAAAAAUAGUUGUUGAGAACUUUACCUGUAAGAUUACUGGACAAAUAACUGGAGAUUUUCUUAUUUUAUCAUGUUGUGGUAAUACAGUCAGCCGUGAUGCUAUUAAUAAGUGGGAAAGCGUUUCAAUAUCCGAGAAUAAAUUAUUUAAAUGUCCAUUUUGCAGAUCUGAAAUUAAGAUGGAAUCAAUCUAUAGUCUUGCACAAAAUGCAAUGAUAAAAGGCCUUUAUAAAAGGUUAGCGCAAAUGAAAGGGGAACAAAUAUCGGAUGAUGAUUUAUCUUUAACAAUUAAUAAGAUGAAUGUAUUUGAGAUUCAUAAGUCUUCAAAAUCACUCAGUUCAGUUUUGAAAAAAUUUCCAAAAAUUUUACAUCCAGCAUUAAAUAAAGCAACUAAAGCCGAACAACAAAAGGAUUAUACAACAGCUAUACAUUUGCAUAUUGGAAACUUAAAUUAUAUUCUCAAGCUUUAA
Messenger RNA from Racocetra fulgida, 1755 nucleotides. The record is from the annotation of a GenBank genome assembly. NCBI's taxonomy places the organism in Eukaryota, Fungi, Glomeromycota, Glomeromycetes, Diversisporales, Gigasporaceae.